Messenger RNA from Magnusiomyces paraingens, 960 nucleotides. RefSeq lists its product as uncharacterized. The record is from RefSeq and is a predicted model, not a curated record. Bases 1 to 960 code for a protein of 319 amino acids. Gene Ontology annotation, biological process: uroporphyrinogen III biosynthetic process. Gene Ontology annotation, molecular function: uroporphyrinogen-III synthase activity. The transcript has a single exon. NCBI's taxonomy places the organism in Eukaryota, Fungi, Ascomycota, Dipodascomycetes, Dipodascales, Dipodascaceae.
AUGACCGCACCAACUUCUACAACAAAAGCCUCAGUGCCUAACCGGCGAAUCUACCUUUUUAAAAAUAAAACAGUGCCCAAAGAUCCGUACCAUGAUCUGUUUUUGGAGCACGGGUUUGAGCCGGUAUUUGUGCCGUUGCUGCGCCAUAAGUUCAUCAAUACGGACGAGCUGCGCAUGCUGGUGCAAUCUGCAGAGUUCCAGAACGGCAACAGUGCAAUCAUUAUAACCUCGCAGCGCGCAAUCGAGGCUGUCAACGAGGUGCAUGCAUCAGUAGGUCCAGAGGCCCAACAGGCUCUGGUAAGCCGCCCAGUAUAUACGGUAGGACCAGCGUCUGCGGCUGCAUUGGCACGGGCUGGGUAUAAGGAUGUUCGUGGGGGGGCAUCUGCAGGAAACGGAUCAGUGUUAUCAGAGAUUAUAGUACGGGAGAGUGAGGAAAGGCCUGGGGAGAUUGGGGAGUAUGUAUUUUUUACUGGAGUCACUAGAAGAGACAUUAUUCCUGUUCGACUACGGGAGGCACGACUAAGGCUUGCGGAGCGGGUUGUGUACCAGACACUUGCAAUUGAGAAUUUGGAGGAGCAUGUGUUGAGAUUAAUUUCUGAGGAGCUUGAGCAUGUGGAGGAAGAAGAGGAGGGGGAAAAUGGUGAAGAGUUAGAGCAAGAAGUUGUGGAGGAGAUUGAAGAGGAAUUAUUAGAGGAUUUAAAGAAGAAGGCAGGAGGAGAAGGAGAAGAAGGAGGAGAUCGGCCAGAUCCUUACUAUGUAUUUUUUUCACCUGCAGAGGCGGAUCCAGUGGUAGAAGCAGUGCGGCGGAUUUCUGAGCACCGGGCAGUUCGUGUUGCGGCUAUUGGGCCUACGACGGAGGAAUAUUUAGAGGGCAAGAGACUUCCAGCACGGGUUGUUGCUAGGAAGCCUGAUGCGGUUCAUUUGGUAGCUGCGAUUGAGGAGGAUUUAAAGAUAAUAUAG